AUGGCAUUGAGCUAUGAAUAUCUUAAGGGGGUAGAGUCCAAGUUUCUGAGGAAUAUGCACUUUUCCAAGAAGCACAAUAAGAAAGGCCUGAAGAAGCUGCAGGCCAACAACUCCAAGGCUAUGAGUGCACAUGUCGAGGCUAUUAAGGCCCUCCAAAAGCCCAAGGAGGUCAAGCCUAAGAUCUCAAAGGGCAGUAGCCACAAGCUCAAUCGACUUCCGUACAUAGCUCACCCCAAAUUUGGGAAAUGUACUGUGCCUAUAAAGCCAAGGGUCUCAGACUCUGCCAUCCAAAGUCCAAGGCCAAGGCUGCAGCCACAGCUCAGCAAGAACAGAUUUUUCAUUAAGCACCAGCCCCUGCUUCUGGGUCUCAGCAAACAAGAAGCAGAGCUGGGAAUCCCAGCACUUGGGAAGGCCCAUCUGUUCAAAGGAGUGAGAAGGCCAGUGGCUCUUAGGAAAAGGCAUGUAGAUGCAUUCACACGAUAG
This is a messenger RNA of Eptesicus fuscus (big brown bat), 483 nucleotides long. Its product is annotated as 60S ribosomal protein L29-like. The coding region runs from base 1 to 483 and encodes 160 amino acids. The record is from RefSeq and is a predicted model, not a curated record. The transcript has 2 exons. NCBI's taxonomy places the organism in Eukaryota, Metazoa, Chordata, Mammalia, Chiroptera, Vespertilionidae.